AUGUUUCCAGUUUCAAGAUUAGCACUUAAGCGUACCGUUGGUAUGACUCCUCGCAUUUCUCUUUCUCGUGCCUAUCAUGCCAAGGUGCUGGACCACUACAACAACCCCAGAAAUGUUGGUUCUUUGGAUAAGAACGAUAUCAACGUUGGUACUGGUUUGGUGGGAGCUCCAGCUUGUGGAGACGUUAUGAAGCUGCAAAUCAAAGUUGAUGACAAUGGCGUUAUCCAAGAUGUUAAAUUCAAGACGUUUGGCUGCGGCAGUGCAAUUGCCAGUUCUUCUUAUGUCACUGAAUUAGUUCGGGGUAUGUCUUUAGAUGAGGCUGGAAAGAUUAAAAACACAGUUAUUGCUAAAGAACUCUCUUUACCCCCUGUCAAGCUCCAUUGCUCUAUGUUGGCUGAGGAUGCUAUCAAGUCUGCGAUCAAGGAUUACAGAGCAAAGAGACAGACCCCAACUUUAGGUCCUAAUGCUGUGAAUGCUAGUAGUACUGCAAAAGCUGCUGCUGCCCACUAA
Messenger RNA from Sugiyamaella lignohabitans, 510 nucleotides. It is a transcript of the gene ISU1, whose product is annotated as iron-binding protein ISU1. Lineage: Eukaryota; Fungi; Ascomycota; Dipodascomycetes; Dipodascales; Trichomonascaceae. Gene Ontology annotation, cellular component: mitochondrial matrix; cytoplasm. The record is from RefSeq and is a predicted model, not a curated record. The transcript has a single exon. The coding region runs from base 1 to 510 and encodes 169 amino acids. Gene Ontology annotation, biological process: iron-sulfur cluster assembly; intracellular iron ion homeostasis. Gene Ontology annotation, molecular function: 2 iron, 2 sulfur cluster binding; ferrous iron binding.